UCGCGGAUACGUGUCGACCUGUACGAUGCCAAUGGUGCAUCUCGCAUCGCCGAUAACGACCCGGAGAGCCCAUCCUGCCCUCUGUCCCCGGAUGAGUUCCGCGACUUCCUUUGUUUAUGCGGAUAUCGCGGGUCUGUGUGCGCGCUCCGCUCUCGAGGGGAGAGAAAAAAAAUUGCCAGUCAAAGAUCCUAUUCUGUUUUUUUUGCGUUCGUCUCGAAUUUGUCGCCCGCCAAGGGAUCCAAGGCCACCUCGAGACUCCGUCGACCAGCGAAUCCAUCUGCUGGGGUUCACACUUGGACCCGCACGAAUAUUCGCUUACGCGCGAAGCCGCGUGCGCGCGCGCGCGCGCACCUAUCACACACGCGCGUGACGCGUGUCAUAUGUGUGUGUGUGUACGUGCUCGCUCGGUGCGGCAAACUGUCAUCAGCGCUGUCAAUUCACAGCCGAUCGCCGUUCGUCCGUUCGCCCCGACGAAUGAGUGUUUGAAAAAGAGAUUAUUGAUCUCCGUCUCUUUCUCUCUCUUUUCACGAUAUAUAUUAAGGUAUCCGAAUAUCCGGUUUAUAGAUCGCGAUGCGAAAUGACUGCACGGCGCGGCCAUGCAGCAUUGUGUUUUGUGUAGAAAGAAAGGGUGGGAGAAACGGAGAGAGAGAAAGAAAAUUCUCGAUGUGGUAUGCGAGAGAUGCUAACGAUGUUGCUCGAGACGAUUUUUUACGUCAACAUGUCUAUUCUCGUUUGCAGUUUAACACGAAUGAGUCUGUAACAAAAAAAAGCAAGGUUGCAUCUGUUAAUGUGGCUAUCUCUUUCUGGGCAGAUUACACAAAUAUUUCGUUAAAGUAUUAAAAAUAUACAUAAUAUAAAAUAUUUUUGCAUAAACAAUGGCAGCGUUACCACGAAGGAUCAUUAAAGAAACUCAAAGAUUAAUGCAAGAACCAGUUCCUGGUAUAAGUGCUGUACCAGACGAUACAAAUGCUAGGUAUUUUCACGUAAUAGUAACGGGACCUGAGGAUUCGCCAUUUGAAGGCGGACUGUUUAAGCUUGAAUUGUUCCUACCUGAAGAUUAUCCAAUGUCUGCACCUAAAGUUAGAUUCAUUACAAAAAUAUAUCAUCCAAAUAUAGACAGAUUGGGCAGGAUUUGUCUCGAUAUUCUCAAAGACAAGUGGAGUCCUGCACUUCAAAUCAGAACAGUUUUGCUGUCUAUACAGGCACUUUUAAGCGCGCCGAAUCCCGAUGAUCCUUUGGCAAAUGAUGUAGCUGAACUUUGGAAAGUCAACGAAAGCGAGGCGAUACGUAAUGCCAAAGAAUGGACUCGAAGAUACGCUAUGGACAACUGAUCUCAGCCUUGUCAGAUCGCCCACGACAAAGCAAAGCGACGUUAUUCCUACCUUUCCCAGACUUUUGAUCACCAUACCCGCACCAAUUGCGUAUCCGGCACCUGUGUCCACAAUUUUGCUAUAAAAAUAAAAGUUUUGUAAGAGUAAAACAGAAUGGAUAUUUUCUAUAUUGUGGGGAAAAUGCGAGGCACUGUUGAAUUUAUUCAGUCGUUCAUUAAGGAAUAUCUUCGGAAAUAUCUUUCUACAUUGAAAUGUUGCAAAUCUCUCUAUAAGAGAGCAGGAACAAGUUUCCCUCUGUGAGAAGAUGCGAUGGGAUAUGUUACAGUAUAAUUUGAAAUCUAUAAAUUUGAAAUUGUAUUAAGCAAAAAUAUGCUAUAUACAAAUCUCAUAUUGCUACGAAA
Camponotus floridanus (Florida carpenter ant) is the source of this 1732-nucleotide messenger RNA. RefSeq names its product ubiquitin-conjugating enzyme E2 N. Bases 876 to 1331 code for a protein of 151 amino acids. Lineage: Eukaryota; Metazoa; Arthropoda; Insecta; Hymenoptera; Formicidae. The record is from RefSeq and is a predicted model, not a curated record. The transcript is spliced from 3 exons.